Messenger RNA from Gossypium raimondii (Peruvian cotton), 696 nucleotides. RefSeq lists its product as uncharacterized. The coding region runs from base 1 to 696 and encodes 231 amino acids. NCBI's taxonomy places the organism in Eukaryota, Viridiplantae, Streptophyta, Magnoliopsida, Malvales, Malvaceae. The transcript has a single exon. The record is from RefSeq and is a predicted model, not a curated record.
AUGUUGGCAAUUGAUGAACUUGAAACUGGUAAAGGACUUAACCAAAUUGGCACUGUGAAACGAGUUGGAGAAACUCAUUGGAGCUCUCAUUUUAGUUCUGUUUGUAGCUUGAUAAGGAUGUUUGAUACUACUUGUUUUGUUCUAGAAAAUAUUAUUGAAAGCAGCUCUAAUUAUUAUAUCCGCGGAGGUGCAGUUGCAACAUAUAAGAAGAUUACAUCUUUUGAUUUUGUUUUUAUCUUACAUCUAGUGAAAGAGAUAAUGGGUAUUACAGAUAUUCUUUGCCAACAUCUACAACAAAAAUCCCAAGAUAUAGUAAAUGUUAUGUACUUAGUCUCAAGCACCAAAACUUUGAUACAAAAGUUAAGAAAAGAUGGUUGGGACAAUUUGUUGGAAGUUGUGAAAGAAUUUUGUGAAAAGCACAAUAUUGAGGUUCUUGAUAUGGAUUCUCCAUAUGUGAUAAAACAUGGUAGUCAUCAACAUAUUGAUUUCAAUAAGGAGCACCAUUAUUGGGUUGAGAUAUUCAAUGUUGCUAUAUAUUCUCAAUAUUUUAAGCUAAAUAGUAGAUUUAAUGAACGGACAAUUGAUCUUUUUACCAUUAGCUCCGUUUUGGAUCCAAAGGAUGCUUAUAAAUCCUUCAAUAUAGAUGAUACUUGUUGUAUUGUGGAAAAAUAUUAUCUUUUUGAUUUCACUGAUUAA